GCAGUUUUGCUUGUCGUUUCUUCCAUUCUCCCGAUAUUUUCUUUUAUGUAUUUUUAAAAUGCCCAUUUAAGCACAACGAUGAACGAAUAUUCCAUUAAAUUCUAGCGGAUCUAAUGGUCAUGAUAAAUGUACAAGAUAGUAGGAUUGACCAAGGGGAAAAGGUCACAUCCCAGUCAAACCACUUCCCGCUGACCGUCGUUGGGCAGGAGGAAAGUCGCACCUCAACAAGCACCACAGAUAUCGAAACUGUGAGAAUUCAGCAGGAUAGUGAAAAGAAAAAGCAAAGUCGAUUGCGUAAACUAUUACGGAUACGACCAAACUCUGAUAUUUUUCCCAAGACGUAUCCCGGGCCUACUUCCGCUCCGGCCGUAUUGGAUGUAUUGGAUUUGGCUGUAGUGAAUGUACCUUCUGUCGAAGACGGCACCCUGAGUUCGUCUCCCCCCAGGACAAAAUACACUGACGAAAAGUCCAAAACGGGCCUGUGGAAGAAGCUCCAAAGACGAAAUACGACUCCGAUAAAACGGAUUGAUAGGUCAUCUGAACAAACAGAGCAAUGGACAUCCAUCCUGAUCAAGGACGAUCAACAUCAGCAAGCAAAAUGUCUCCCGGAUGCUCCUGAUCAAUGCCCCCAAUUUAGUACCCCAUCGUUGCCCUCAAAAGACAAUCGCGUGGUUCGAUUCGUAGAUUCAUUCUCCGACACUGACGAAUGGGUCGCCGAUGCAGAGCUGGACUCUGAGUCCGACCCAAACAGUCUUGGCAGCGGGGACGACAGCGGCAACUCCGACGGCAAGCAGAGAACAAAAAAGAAGACAAAGCGAAAAACAAAGCCGAGAGGCAAAUCGAGACGACUUGCAAAAAAGUUAUCACAUCAGUUUGCAGACAUGUUCUCUUGGUUUGGUGGACGUGGUCCCGCCGGUGCAGGAAGCUCCUCCGAAGCAGAGGCAGUUAACAAUCCUGUAUUGCAUUUGGUGACCGCGGCGUUGAAAGUUGAGAAUGAUCCGGAUUUGACGCCGGCAUCCGGAGACCACAUGGGGUCUGAUCACUUGGCCGACGACAGAUCUUCCAUCCAUUCUCUCUUCCUCGAAGCCACGGAUGCGCUGGCGGAACCGGAAAACACACCCGAUACAGAUGGCGACAUCUUUUCACAAAGUUCUGGCGAGAGCGAUGGGGAGGAUAGCUCGCCUGUACUGACACCUGCAGGGCAAUCUACGGCCAACUUGACAAUCGCUGAAAAACUCCAGAUCGCAUUUGAAUUACCGGAAACCGAACCAUAUCGUGGUGAAUUCGCCUGCUGGCUCGUUCGCUCUGUUCUCCUGAAAGGAAAUAUAUACAUGACGGACAGUCAUAUAUGCUUUUAUGCAAGUCUGCCUCGAGAAUACGGAUCAAUUCAGCAUUCGGGCUUCCUCAGAAAACGAGCAAAAGCACCACGAAAAGGCUCCGCAACUUUUUGGUUUGUUCUCAAGGACGAUACACUGAGUUUCUACCGUAAUUCGACGAACCUCUAUUAUCCGCUCGGAAGAGUGAAUCUAAAGAACGUAGUCGAUGUCCAAAAGUCCAAGCAGCAUCAGAGGGGCUUUAGUAUUGUGACCAGGGACAAAAAGUACCGCUUCAAGGCGGACACAGAAACUGCCAGAGAGGAGUGGAUGAAGGCACUGAAGGCGUCUAUGGUCAGGGCCAGGAAUGAGGGAGAUGACGUUCGGAUUGUCCUUCCUUUUGCUAACAUUACGGAACUUGAACUGAGCGGAUCAUCAUCUGUCACUGACUCAUUGAGGAUUAAGGUUGUGGAUGACGAAUCAGCGUUGGCAGAAGAGUAUUUCUUUGCCUACUUCAACAAUCUCCCUUACGCUUACUCGACGCUGAUAGAUCUUUGGCAGCCGCAACGUUCCUCACCCACACGUCCUUCGAACCCCCGUCGUAAAAGCAUGUACGAUACAACAGCCACCUCGGCCCUUCCCUUAAAGCCAGCCGACGUGUCAAGCCGAUCCGGUCUACCAACUCCAACAGGCAGUAUGGCCCUCCUUCCCCCUGCCGCGGAAACUCCAUCCAAUAGUCAUCACCGCCGGACUCAAAGUGAGCAUCCCCAGUCCGGAAGCCCCACGUCCGAAAGUGACAGCCCGCGACAAAGAAUAUCAGAAGAUGGAGAUGCAACGGAUUCUUCGUCACACCCUUCGCGUUCGUCCAUGUCCUCUACCUCUGCGUCGGAGUUUGGUCAGUCUGGAGGGGAAGGGCCAUCUCGACCGGCAAGCGGCUGGAGAAGAAAGUUGGGCCAUCGGAAAACUAGGUCGGAUGCUGGUGUUUUGAGGGACAUGAGCGUCGUUUCGGGUAUAGGGGGAUCGCAGCCGUCGCAGCCGACACAAAAGCAGCAGCAGCACAAGGAGAUAAAGGCUGAUGAGUUUAGGAAAACUUUUGCGUUACCCGAUUCAGAACAACUCAUUGCAUCCUACCACUGCUCUCUACAUCGGACCGUCCCACGCCUCGGCAAACUUUACAUCUCCUCCAAUCACCUCUGCUUCAAAUCAAAACGAGUCGGCAUCCGAACCCGAUUACUUGUUCCCCUAAUUGAUAUUGUAGACGUCUUGGAAGCACCAGGUUUUGGAUGGCGACUCAGGAUUACUACACGAGCCGGGGAUGUAUUUCUGUGCGAGUUUCAUUCGCCGGAUGUGAGAAGUAGGUGUCUCGAGGUGUUGGGACGCUGUCUUCGAGAAAUGGACUGUGCGGACACGAAAGGGGUAGAACGAGCUUUGAGUCCGUUAAGACAUCAAGCCUCGAUUUUGGACGAUAUCGAGAGAAGCGACUCCCAUGUUCGGCCUUCGGAACUUUACAAUCCACCCGUCCCUGCCGCUCUUCACAUCACACUACUCACGAUUGGGACUCGUGGAGACGUUCAACCUUACAUUGCUCUGGGCCUCCGUUUGCAGACGGACGGUCACACUGUUCGUAUUGCGACGCACUCUGAAUAUAAGGACUGGAUUGAAGGAUUUGGCAUCGAGUUUCGGGAAGUCAAAGGCAAUCCUGCAGAGUUAAUGCGGCUGUGUGUGGAAAAUGGGAUGUUUACGGUUGGGUUUCUGAGGGAGGCUGUGUCAAAGUUUCGUGGCUGGGUAGACGAGCUCCUCCUAUCAGCCUACGAAGCCUGCAAGGACACCAACCUCCUAAUCGAAUCACCAACCGCCAUGGCCGGUCUCCAUAUUGCCGAGCAUCUUCAGAUUCCCUACUUUGCCGCCUUCCCAAUGCCAUGGACACGUACGCGGUACUAUCCACAUCCUUUUGCCGUUCCAGAUCGCAAGCGGAAAGGGUUGGGAGGAUUGGGAGGAAGCUAUAAUUGGAUGACACAUGUUAUGAUCGAGGGGUUGUUGUGGAGGGGAGUGAGUGGGCAAGUGAAUCGGUUUCGGAGGAAAACGUUGGGGAGGCCGCCUAUCCAACUAGGCACUCUCAACGACCAUAAAAUCCCCUUUCUCUACAGCUUCAGCCCCACCGUUGUCCCACCCCCACCCGACUGGCAAGAUUGGAUUCACACCACGGGGUACUGGUUUCUCGAUGAUUCCGACCCGGACUGGACUCCACCAGAGGAUCUACGACAGUUUUUAGAGGAAAGCAAGGGAAUGCCGGUUGUGUAUAUCGGAUUUGGUAGUAUCGUUGUCAGCGACCCAGACGAAAUGACUCGGACGAUUAUAUCUGCGGUUUUAAAGUCCAAUGUACGGGCUAUCCUUUCUAAAGGAUGGUCAGGUCGUCUUGCCACUUCAACACCGUCCGAACCUAUCACAUACCCACCCCAAAUCUAUCCACUUACCAAACCCGCACCCCAUUCAUUCCUCUUUCCCCUCUGCACGGCUGCUAUCCACCAUGGAGGGGCUGGAACAACAGCCGCAACACUCCGCGCUGGAAUACCAAUGUCUAUUCACCCCUUUUUCGGUGAUCAAUUCUUUUGGGCGGACCGGAUAUCUGAUCUGGGAGUGGGUGUCACGCUACGGAAAUUGAGCGUAAAUAAACUAUCGUCAGCACUCGAGACACUCGUCACUGAUACCAAGAUGCAACAACGUGCCCGGGUCGUUGGGGAACGAUUGCAAAAAGAGGAUGGCGUUGGGGAAGCGAUCCGAUGUAUUUACAGGGAUUUGGACUUUGCUCAGGAGAGAAUUAAACAUGUAAAAACUUGGGUUGAUGAGCGGUGGGGUGGGUCGACAUUGUGGAGCGGGGAUAAAAAAGAUAAGGAAAGGGAUAUAGCGGAGAGAAGGGCUGCCGAGAGCGGAUGAUGGGCAUUUAUUAGGUUAUAUCUUGUUGGAUUAUUGAUUAAAUUAAUAGAUAAUAAUAGUGGCAUCCCUACAAAUGCUUUGGGAAAGUGCCCUGACG
This is a messenger RNA of Spizellomyces punctatus DAOM BR117, 4344 nucleotides long. RefSeq lists its product as uncharacterized. The transcript is spliced from 10 exons. The record is from RefSeq and is a predicted model, not a curated record. NCBI's taxonomy places the organism in Eukaryota, Fungi, Chytridiomycota, Chytridiomycetes, Spizellomycetales, Spizellomycetaceae. Gene Ontology annotation, biological process: carbohydrate metabolic process. Gene Ontology annotation, molecular function: hexosyltransferase activity; UDP-glycosyltransferase activity. The coding region runs from base 114 to 4247 and encodes 1377 amino acids.